Messenger RNA from Loa loa (African eye worm), 150 nucleotides. RefSeq lists its product as hypothetical. The transcript has 2 exons. Gene Ontology annotation, molecular function: GTP binding. The record is from RefSeq and is a predicted model, not a curated record. Lineage: Eukaryota; Metazoa; Nematoda; Chromadorea; Rhabditida; Onchocercidae. Bases 1 to 150 code for a protein of 49 amino acids.
AUGUCUCAUUCUACUCGUGAAGUAAUUUCAAUACAUAUUGGCCAAGCUGGCGUUCAAAUUGGCAAUGCCUGUUGGGAAUUGUAUUGCUUAGAACAUGGCAUUCAGGUUGGGAAGGUUUUUUUCGCGCGACAAUCCGUCGUUUAUUUAUGA